CCUUUUCCACCAGGGCUGUGGCCCCCAGGCAGCAGUGCUCAGCGAGCCCCUAUCAUCUCUAAGAAUAAACUCUGAAGCUGCAGGCUGUGCGGACCUGAAUCAUCGGGAAGCCCAUCGAGGAGGGGAGUGGCUUUCCGGGACAGGCAAGUGGACUAUAUAAGCCCCAGAGGGCUGGCGCUGCCCCGAUCUCUUCCACCGGCUUCUGCCUGCCAGAGGGGAGCCUUUGCAGCAGCUCACGCACAACGCCCACCAUGUCCCAGGCUGGUGCUCAGGAGGCCCCCAUCAAGAAGAAGCGCCCCCCCGUGAAGGAGGAAGAUCUGAAGGGGGCCCGUGGGAACCUGGCCAAGAACCAGGAAAUCAAGUCCAAGACCUACCAGGUCAUGCGGGAGUGUGAACUAGCUGGUUCCACCGCCCCGUCGGUGUUCAGCGGCACCCGGACCGGCACCGAGACCGUCUUUGAGAAGCCCAAAGCUGGACCUGCCAAGAGUGUCUUUGGCUAAGAAGUGCACACCAUUCCUCUCGCCACUGCCAACUCCUAGAUGCAGGAGCAUUUCCCAAAAACUUUUUUUAUGCCAGAAUGCACCUUCUCACCUGCUGCCUCUGGGACUGCCACCUGUCCCUCAGAGCCCUGGUCCCUCAGCCCAGGGAGUCUGCACCGGCACCUGGGGAACAAUAAAGAGGAUGCCCAAGUGA
Molecule: messenger RNA, 693 nt
Organism: Herpailurus yagouaroundi (jaguarundi)
Lineage: Eukaryota; Metazoa; Chordata; Mammalia; Carnivora; Felidae
Gene: MUSTN1
Product: musculoskeletal, embryonic nuclear protein 1
Exons: 3
Coding region: 252-500 (82 amino acids)
Biological process (GO): tissue regeneration; chondrocyte differentiation; chondrocyte proliferation
Cellular component (GO): nucleus
Source: RefSeq, a predicted model, not a curated record